This is a messenger RNA of Zingiber officinale, 897 nucleotides long. Its product is annotated as hydroquinone glucosyltransferase-like. The record is from RefSeq and is a predicted model, not a curated record. Lineage: Eukaryota; Viridiplantae; Streptophyta; Magnoliopsida; Zingiberales; Zingiberaceae. Bases 1 to 897 code for a protein of 298 amino acids. The transcript is spliced from 3 exons.
AUGCUCGAGGCCGCCAAACGCCUCCUGCUUACGCCCUCCGGCGGCCGCUUCUCCGUCAUAAUCCUCCUAAUCAACCCGCCGCCGGAAUUUGCCUGUUCCUUCAUUCGCUCUCUCGCCUCCUCCGGACUCGACCUCACAUUCCACGACAUCCCACCGAGCGAACCCCGACUCGUCCAAGGCCCCCCUGACAUCACCUCCUUCUACGCCGACAGCCGCGCCGCCGUCCCCGCGGCCAUCUCUGACCUCCUUUCCUCUGUUCCGGUCGCCGAGCUAGUCUUCGACUUCUUCGCCGCCUUGCUCGCGCUCUUCCUUCACCUCCCUGCGCUCGAUGAGAAGUUCCCAGGCGUGGACUUCGAGGAGAUGGUGCAGGACGUGGUGGUUCCUGGAGUCUUCCCUAUCCCGCCGCAGUGCAUGCUUACGCCGCUCAUGGACAAGAAGGGUAGGGGAUACUCUUGCAUCAUCGACAACGCCCGGAGGUACCAUGAAGCGAGAGGGAUUCUGGUGAACACGGUCGAGGAGCUCGAACUGGCUCCUCUGGCGGCCAUUCGGGCAGGGCUCUGUCUUCCUGGCGGCGCCGUCACGCAGCCGGUGCACCCGGUCGGACCGAUCAUCGCUGGGUGCGACGAAGAAGCGGGUGAGAAGAGCGUGCGGGGCCUGGACGUGCGGCUGGCGAGGGAGGCCGCAGUCGGGGUGGGUAUCACAGAAGGCGGUGCUGGCGCACCCGGAGGUGGCGGAUUCGUGUCGCACUGUGGGUGGAACUCAUGCGUCGAGAGCAUGUGGUACGGCGUGAUGGUCCUCCCGUGGCCGCACUGCGCGGAGCAGCACAUGAACACGUUCGUGUUGAUGAACGAGCUGGGCGUGGCUAUGGCGAUGAGGGUGGAGAGGGGGGAUAUAUGA